AUGAACUAUUUGUUGUCGGAAAUAAGGCCUCCCAACUGCAUCAAUCGCUCUGUAUACGCUAAUAUUUUUACCAAGCAAAAGGCAUCGCUAGUUGUGAAUAAGGUUAAUCAAUUGGAGUUUUAUGUUGUACAUACGGAAUCAGAAGAGCCAUGUCUUGAAUUAAAAGAUGUAUUAACUAUAGACGAACCAUUGCUGGCUGUAAUUCCGUUCCAGCCGCCACAAUUGAAGAAUGAAUGGCUUAUGGUUCUUACUGAGUCAAAUGCAUUAUUCUAUAUCGGAUAUAAUCAGGAAACGGAGAAUUUUGUUCGUAUUAAUGGAGCGGUUCUUAAUGGAAGUGGUCAGCAGCAAUUGCUUGAUGUAGAGCCCAUUAUGAUGUCCAAAUUUACUGAAGAAUCGGGGUAUUUUAUAGUGCAUUGUUUCCAAGGAAUGAUUCAGCUAUUGGUUCUCAAUAAGGAUACCAAAUUUGAUACGUUACUAGUGGAUACUACGAAUAAGCGUGGUAAAAAGAAUGUCCCGCGCAAUGAUGCGUGGAAUGCAAAUACUACGGCUAUUGGGAAUAUUGUAGUUCACCAAAUGGUGAUUUUACAGAAUACAAAUAAAUUUGAGGAUACACUAGCGGUGCUUUAUCGAGAUUUUCAGUAUAAUUAUUCGUUAAGAUACUAUCGCAUAUCCCCAGAGGAAGGCAAGCUUCUGCUUCUUAUUCAAUUCGAAGAAUUUGAUGAACCUCCUACAUGUAUUAUAGCGCCAAAAACGGGAGGGCUUUUAGUAUUGACUUCGCUUCAUAUUUUUUAUUUUGCUAAUCCAAUGGUAAACUUGCAACUUAAAAACGAAGGUGACAGUAUUUUCCUUUCACGUAAUGGGGAACAGCAAUUGGUCGUCAAGAAAUUAGACUCUAGUAGUUAUUCGGAACUAAUGACUAGUAGCUUUACCAAUUAUACUAUUAUAGAUGACAAUAGGAUUUUGGUUGUAACCAAUACUGGAAUGUCGUAUAUUAUUUAUUUUGAUUCCAAAUUUAAUGGAAAAAGAGCGGAAGUUAUCAGUUCCAUCAGCCUUAUUGAGCUAGGGAUGACUACUGUUGCUAGUGACGUUCAUCAUAUCGAUAAGAAUAUAUUUUUUGCCUCCUCCAAGUUAUCUCAAUCAAUAUUAUUCGAGAUACUUCAACAAAAGCCAUUCAUUAAUGUCUCUCAAUUUAUUCCCUCGUCUCCACCUUUAUUAAAUAUCGAUACUAAAUUUACCGGUAUGCAACGGACUCUUUUGACAUGUGGUGGUGGUUAUGAUAGUGGUGAAUUUAGAAAAGUUCAUAAUAAUAUUUUUGAAUUAACUUGUAUCAAGCAGUUUGGUACAGCCUUAGAUACCAGCCAAAUAUUGUUACUUAACGUGCAGAAUAAAACUUAUCAUAUUGCCACUAAGGAUAUGAAUGGGAAGAUUAAUGGAGAAUAUCUACUUGAAGCGAAGGGGUCUAAUUCAGCUUUCAGGAAACUUGGUGAUUUUCAGUGUGGCGUUCCUGAGCUAGUAUUAAACCAGAGAAUAAUAGAUGGUGAUAGGAUAUCUGCGACUGAGCAGGGAUGCUACAUAAAUAAUCAGGCGGUGACAAACGAAAGGAUAUUUUAUUGCAAAAUUAUGGAAAGUGGUACAUUUGUAUAUUUGACGUCCAAAAAUGAAAUUUACAUGCAAAAGGGGACACAUAUUAUUAAAAGGUUUAACUUAGCGUCCGAAUUCAAACAAGUAACUGAAAUUGAUUUGGUUCAUAUUUGCGACAACAGAUUCUUGUUAUUAGCGGCUUUCGAUGAUGGGUCUUAUGAGCUACAUAUGAUUUCGGAGGAUUUGCCCAAGGCCAAAAUCCUUCUUCAAGAAGCCGUAUUUGAUUCGACUAAUGGGAUUUCUUCUUGCGCUAUCUUAUUAGAAGAUAACGUCGUAUCUUCAUCUAUAUGGCUUCUUUUCCUGUCUGGAAAUGGAUCAGUUGGUCAAGUCUAUUUUGAUUUGAAUACUGAAGUAAAUAACAAACAAACAGUUAUAUCACAGUGUGCAUCUGGGUUACCUUAUAGAUUUUUCAAGAGCAAAAAUAACAAUAUUCUUAUGGCUGAUACAAACCAGAUAUUCGGAUUAUUUAUUGACGAAACAAAUUUCUACAAACUUGUUCCAAUUGCUGAGGUCAAUAAUAUUAAUAAUAUAAUUUUUUUAAAUGAAGAAGAACUCCUCGUGUCUACGAGUAUAAACAAGGUAACUUUGUAUUCGUUAAAGAAAGAUUCUAGCAAAUAUGCAAACGAUACUAUAAUGUAUUCAAAUUUAUCAAAUACCAAAUCGUUACACAUUCCCCAUUCGAAUUUGUCAAUACUAAUUUGCUUUGAAAAUAAAAUAAACUCAAUCAAUGGUGAAUACCAAAAAUACUCAUAUUUGAAGCUAAUUGACGAUUCUUCAAUGAAUGUUGUUGACAUUUUCGACUUUGCAAAUAAUUCCUCUUGGGAUAUAGUUGACAUAUGCAUGGUUCCAAGCGGUAUGGAGCUGAUGAUUCCAAAACAUUCAUUCGUUAUUCUAAGUAAUAGCCCCAAUAAGAAUGAGAUACUCCUGAUAUUCCAUAUUAAAAAGAAUAAGAUAAAGAGGCUUUCGCUGAUAGAUAUACUUGGUUUAUCUGAUGGUUCUGAAUUAAUAUCACAGACUGUACGACUCAUUGAUUGUGAUAAACUCAAGUUUAUUGUUGGAGGCAACAUCACUUUCAUAGUAGACUUGAUUUAUGACCCAGAUAGGAGUAAUUUAGUCUGGCAGUUACUUACAGGUUCGAUUGUUCAAUUGCCUAUAUAUGCACUUGGUGCUAUUUCAACUGAUAAAUAUAUUAUAAUGGGUGAUAUAAUGAAGGGUUUAUAUAUUGGAGAGCUUAAUUAUCCUACUGAUGAUGACCAUGAAAGUGAAACCAAUGAAGCUCACAUCAAGCUCUCUAUGCUGAAAAUACGAUGCAGCUUUGAUCCAUAUUUUCUCUCAAGUUUUGAUGCUGUCAAAAAUAUUGAAGACCAGACUGAGGUCAUCUUUGGUGACUCCUUGGGUAAUUUGUCUUCCCUUCAAAUAAAUCCCGAUAACAAUGAAGCAGAUCAAACGUUUGCAUUCAAUAUCGGAGAACAGAUUAAUAUUAUUAAGGUCAUCGAUCAUUCCGCCCAAAAACAAAAUUUUGCGUUGAAAUUCGAUAAAGUUAAUGAAAUCAAACCUCUUUUGCAUACAACUGCUGUUAUUGGUACGGUUAAUGGUGGGUUAUAUUGUGUGAGCAAAGUUGUUCAAGAAUCAAGAGAAGACAUCGAAAAAAUCUUAGUAAAAUGCCAAGCAGAGUUGAUUUCGUAUCUGAAAACUCUAACUUUGACAAAUAAAACAACAAAGGCGCUCAAUUAUAGUAAUUGGCUCUCAACAAAAGAUUGGAGAACCUUAUCUAAGAAUGAAUCUGGAAAUUAUAUAAGAAAAGAUGCUUUCGGUAUGUUUGAUUUGGCAAUAAUAAGAAAAUGGCUUAAGCGCGACCAUCAGCUUAACAAUUCUGGUCAACGAAACAAAACAGAUGAAGAAUUGUUGAACGACAUGAAGACAAGUCUAAAAGUCUGUUAUAAGAACAAAAGGCUCCUACAAAGAUUGGUCUACGAGAGUAGCUUACUAUGA
Molecule: messenger RNA, 3633 nt
Organism: Debaryomyces hansenii CBS767
Lineage: Eukaryota; Fungi; Ascomycota; Pichiomycetes; Serinales; Debaryomycetaceae
Exons: 1
Coding region: 1-3633 (1210 amino acids)
Biological process (GO): DNA repair; proteasome-mediated ubiquitin-dependent protein catabolic process
Cellular component (GO): nucleus; site of double-strand break
Molecular function (GO): protein binding
Source: RefSeq, a predicted model, not a curated record